AUGGAUCUCACGCGAUUUGGUGGAUAUUAUCUUGUUCUUUCGCUUGAGCGUUGGAUUUUACAGGCGUGGCUCGCGGUCCUCGCCCUAAUAGCUGGUGGAUCUGCCGAUGUAGUUUAUCGGGAUCCACGCACUAGGAAUCAAGAGCCCAUAGAUGUGCCAGACCCAGAGAAUUUGAGUAGAGUAACGAGAGAUGCACAAACACCAGUUCCACUCGACCAAAAUGCCCGGAACGAAGCCGAUAAGAAUGUAGAGGAAAAGUCCCCGAAGAAACGACAGCUCAGUGGUUUGAGUUUCUCGAAACAAGAGUUUCCACCUUUACCACCCAUGACAGUGGAUAUAACAAAUCCCUUUCCUCGAUCUACCAAUCUAAAGGGGAAUGAUAUCCCUAGUUACACUUUACCGAUUACCCCCGAUAUAUUAGAACGAAAAUUUGAUCACGGAAUUCGUCGAGACAGUCACCACGCCGCCUCUUUCCAUCACGGUCAUCAUCAUGGUCAUGAACACAAACACGGCCAUCACCACGGCCAUCACAGCAAGCACGAUCAUGGACAUCAUCACAAACACGAGCAUGGACAUCACCAUAAACAUGGCCACGAUCAUAAACAUGGCCAUCAUCAUGGAGCACAUCAUCAUCAUCAUGCCGAACAUCAUCAUAAACAUGAUCACGAGCACAAACAUGGCCAUCAUCACGACCAGCAUCACAAACAUCAUGGAGAGCAUCAUCACAAGCAUCAUCACGAUCAUAAGCAUGGCCACAAGCACGGACAUGAGCAUAAACACGGCCACGAUCAUCAUCACAAACAUGGACAUCAUCAUCACUCGAAGCACGAGCAUCAUGAAGAGCAUAAACAUCACGGCGAGCAUCAUCACCACCAUAAACACAGUCACCAUAACGAGCAUCACCAUCACCACGAUCAUCAUCACGUCAAUGAGCAUCAUCAUCAUCAUUCGCAUAAGGAAACUGAGUCGCAUCAUCAUCAUCACGGACAUGGACACAAAGAAGAGCACAAGCACGAGCAUAAACAGGAGCAUCACCACAAACACGGACAUGAACACAAACACGGUCAUCACGCCGAUCAUCAUCACGGCCAUCACCACGAUCAUCAUCAGAAACACGGCCACGAGCAUAAGCACGGCCAUCACGAAGAUCACAAACACGGCCAUCACGAGGAUCACCAUCACAAACACGGACACGAACACAAACAUGGUCAUCACGUUGAUCAUCACCACAAGCAUCAUCACGAACACAAACACGGACACAAGGAGGAGCACAAGCAUGAUCAUCACGAGGAUCAUAAACACGGACAUCAUCAUCAUCACAAACAUGGACAUCAUCAUCACGGCCAUCACAAACACGACGAGGGACAUCACUACGAGGGCCACCACGAUCAUCAUCAUCAUCACAAAGCAUCCGAAGAUCAUCAUCAUGAUUAUGACUCGGACAAGACAUUCGAUGGAGGACUACUCUUUGGUGCCACCGAAACACUUGAAGAGUACAAUUUUCCUGAUGAAGGUGUGCCUUCAGAAGAUCAAAUUGUUGUUGUUGAUCUUAAGAAAGAGCCCAGCUCCAUCAAAGCCACACUCGCUACACCAACACAGCCGGCUAUUACUGUUAGAAUAAAGGCAUUCUUCGUUUCACGACAAAAUAACUUGCUGGAGAUUCCACCUCAUGAUAUAUCUUCGGUUAGUGAUAUAACACAUAACUAUAGGUACUCUGUCAAGACUGAAAGUUCAUCGUUCCGGAACUGGUGUAUCUCUCACUCUCACCCAGUGAGAUUACAGUGCAUCGUGUUCACACUUUUCAAAGCUUUUAAAUUUCGUAAUGGUCAGACAAACGAGUACAGUGAGAAAAUCAAUCGUCAAUGCUGUUUGCAAAGUACUCCCCCGGGUGCCGUACAAACAUUCACGACUAUUAUAGAAUUUUUGAAUUUAUGA
This is a messenger RNA of Diachasmimorpha longicaudata, 1935 nucleotides long. RefSeq names its product sarcoplasmic reticulum histidine-rich calcium-binding protein-like. The transcript is spliced from 9 exons. NCBI's taxonomy places the organism in Eukaryota, Metazoa, Arthropoda, Insecta, Hymenoptera, Braconidae. The coding region runs from base 1 to 1935 and encodes 644 amino acids. The record is from RefSeq and is a predicted model, not a curated record.